AGUUCGACUCGCAACGCUGCCUUGAAUGUAGGUGUUCUUAAGUGAAAUCACGAUGUAAGAUUUAUCUUACAUAGUGGAUGAAAAGACGUGUAUUAUUUACCGCGCUACAGUAAUUAUCGAUGGCAACGAUAUUCUCAUGUGGACGUUCUAGCUAUGCUGCAUUGUUCAACUACUAUUUACACGGUUCCACGCAGUAAUACAAAUUUUCUCCAGAUCGAUUGCUUUGAAAUUAUUUAUUUACAUUAGUUAAUUUGAGAAUGGGUAAGAUGUUAACCUGGAUGAGCAUUGAAGAUUCAUCAUCUUUCGACAAUAGUGUAGAAACAAAGAUAAUGUGGAUUUAGCUGGAAUGGCUACGAAGGGAUUAUUUUAGAUUCCAUCUGGAGGAUGUUGGAAUUAGCCGCUGAGCGCUGGAUAAAGGAUGAACCAUCCUCAGGUCGAAGUAUAGGCCAGAAGUAUUCUACUUUAAUAGACACUUUUACAAUAGAUCUGACAAAAUUAGCAGUUGGUGCUGAAGAUACUUUAGGCAAGAUAAAUGACAACAAUAAACUCAAUUCUGUAGUUACCCUUACGGAAACAUUCUAUGGUUACUAUAGGAAAUUUUCUAUAGUUGAGUUCUAUAGACACUCCGGUAAACGUUGCUUGAGAUUUGUGAGACUCCUAGUGAUAUCUGCAUACGGUUCUGCAUUGAAGAGAACAUACGAUCCCGGAUCCCGCAUUGAAAUAUUGAGAUGUUUUGGAAAACGACAUAAUUGAAAAUCUUGUAAAAUUAUAAACAACAUUCGGACGUAAAGUUUGAACUGCAGAUUUCAUCAUCAUUUGGUACUAUUCAGAAUAUUUCAUCGUCAGUUAGUUUUAAAAAUGAUUUUCAAUGUGGAAAAGACUGCAACUUUGUGUAAAGCAAUUAUGAGAGUAAUUAUUUUCAAAAUAGGAAAAAAAAUCCCAAAAUACUGGCACCUUUCGAUUACUUACAAUCUGCACGUAUCAUUGUAUUUAAAAUAAAUACAGC
This is a messenger RNA of Gryllus bimaculatus (two-spotted cricket), 1006 nucleotides long. Lineage: Eukaryota; Metazoa; Arthropoda; Insecta; Orthoptera; Gryllidae. The record is from the annotation of a GenBank genome assembly.